Emericellopsis atlantica is the source of this 2101-nucleotide messenger RNA. RefSeq names its product squalene epoxidase-domain-containing protein. Gene Ontology annotation, cellular component: endoplasmic reticulum; membrane. Gene Ontology annotation, biological process: ergosterol biosynthetic process. Gene Ontology annotation, molecular function: squalene monooxygenase activity; flavin adenine dinucleotide binding. The transcript has a single exon. The record is from RefSeq and is a predicted model, not a curated record. NCBI's taxonomy places the organism in Eukaryota, Fungi, Ascomycota, Sordariomycetes, Hypocreales, Bionectriaceae. The coding region runs from base 401 to 1885 and encodes 494 amino acids.
GGCAAAAUUUCUGGGUUCGGCCAUCGAUGAUAAUUAAAUUGCACCCAUCCCCAUCGCCUCGCACGUACGCGCAUGUAUAUAGUACUUUCGUAUAAUAGUACGUAGUUGCUGCCCGUCGUCCACGUCCUCAGGAGUAUAACGACAACACGAAAACAAUCGAGCCCGCAAUUUGCGCAGUGCCCACUGCCACGCGCCGUUUCAACCAAACAGCCUCUGAGAUCAUCACUCCUGCGAAACCCGCCCCCCGAUCGAGAGGAUCUUGCCGGUCCCGCUUCCGCCAUCGUUCUAUCGGUCAUUCGAAUCAGCACUAUUUUAUACUUGGGGGACCCUUUCGGCCACCAGUCGCCACCACAUUUUUGGUCCUCGACAUAUCCAACGUCGACCAAGAAUACCGCACACCAUGGACGACACCGUGGAGCGCAACCGCCUACGACGCGAGCAAGCGCACGAAGCCGAUGUCGUUGUCGUCGGCGCAGGAAUCUUUGGCUGCGCAAUCUCCUACGCCCUCGCAAACCAGGGGCGCUCCGUCAUCUUGCUCGAACGAUGGAUGCACCAGCCAGACCGCAUUGUAGGCGAGCUGCUGCAACCCGGAGGCGUAGCAGCGCUCAAGAAACUGGGAUUGGGGCACUGCUUGGAGGAUAUUGAUGCAAUCCCCUGCAAGGGGUACACAGUUCUGUACCAUGGCGUACCAACCAAGAUUUCGUAUCCCACAAUCGACGACGACGGGCAAGUCAUUCACCAAUGGCACGGAUCAGGCAGAGAGGGAAAGAGGCCUGUCGGGCGGGCCUUUCACCACGGCCGGUUCAUCAUGCAGCUGAGGCGAGCGUGCAUGGCGCACCACAACAUCACCGUGGUCGAGACCGAGGUCACGAACACGAUACGGAGCGAAGUGAGCGACGAGGUCCUCGGCGUCGAGACGCGAACGACGAACAAGGAGACAGGCGAGAAGACACGGGACUGCUUCUUUGGGCAGCUCAACAUCAUCGCGGAUGGGUACGCCUCCAAGUUUCGCAAAGGGGUUCUUGACGCCACGCCCGUCGUGCGCAGCAAGUUCUACGCCCUCGAGCUCAUCGACUGUCCGCUCCCCGAGCCUUUCCACGCCCUCGUCGUGAUCGGCAACGCAUUCCCCGUCCUUCUCUACCAAAUUGGCAGCCGCGAGACGCGCGCGCUGAUCGACGUCCCGGCCGACAUCCCCGAGGCCAGCCCCGCGGCCGGUGGUGUCAGGGGCUACAUCAACAACUGUGUCCUGCCCGCCGUGCCGGAGCCCAUUCGGUCCGCAAUGGUGACCGCACUGGCCGACGGCAAGAUCCCCCGAAGCAUGCCCAACAGCUGGCUCCCCCCCUCCAAGCAAUCGACCGAUGGCCUCAUCCUCCUCGGCGACGCGAUGAACAUGCGUCAUCCUCUGACGGGUGGAGGUAUGACUGUCGCGUUCAACGACGCCGUUAUGCUGUCCGACCUGCUCCAUCCGAGCCAGGUCCCGAGCCUGAGUGACUCGCAGGCCGUCCGGUCCGCCAUGGACACGCUCUACUGGAAGAGGAAGCGCCUCACCGGCAUCGUCAACGUGCUCGCGCAGGCACUCUAUGCGCUGUUCGCCGCCAACGACACGCAGCUGCGCGCGCUGCAGCGCGGUUGCUUUGGCUACUUUGAGCGUGGCAUGACCGACGCGCCCGCCGGCUUGCUCGGCGCCAUCCUCCAGCGCCCGGUCGUGCUGGCCUACCACUUCUUCAGCGUUGCCUUCCUGGCGAUCUGGAUGAACGCCUGCGAAGUCGUCGGGUCCGUGUGGGGUAUAUGGAAGGCCCCGCUGGCUCUGAUCGACAUGUUCCUCAUCUUGUGGAAGGCGUGUGUCGUGUUUGUGCCGGUGAUGUGGCGCGAGGCGUGUAGGUGAAUACCCCGUCACAGUAUGACGAUUACGAUGAGCGUUGCAUUUGGAUCGGGUUGGCAGCAUUGCGCAUAUUCCUAUCGGCGUUAUUGGCACCUCUUUUAGGGGGGGAGAAAGCAUGCUCUCAGGCAAAUUCGAUGGGAGUCUUGGAUGUUAUCGCGAUAUUUCAGCUGCAUAGACAUGCUUGUAUAAUUUAAUUAUAAUGCACACAUAUACACUUCA